GCGUGCAUAACCCCCCAUUAGCUGUCAAUAUGGCUACCUCCAGGGUGAGGGUUAAGGUCUGCAAAAAAAUCCCUGAUUGGACAAAAAUAUAAUUCCUGUGAUAGGUUCUGCAAAGAAAAGUUUUUUACAGAUAUUGUAAAAUGGAGCAGAAUCUGAAGACUAUGUAAAUACUAAAUUGCUGGUGGAAUUAAAAUAGUGUAAAAGAAACAACUGUGUUGGAUUAAAAAAAAACAAGUUAUGAAUACUGCUGUGAGGGAAGUGAACGCUGCAAUCAUGCUGACCAACCCAGUGCUUGUGGAAUCUCUGGUGGUUUUCAGCAUUGUGCUGUGUGUCCAUUCUGUGAUCUGGAAUCAACUCUCUUGGUGCGCCAUAACCUUGGCCAUUCAAGCCUUCUACGUCCAGCACAAGUGGGAUCGUUUACUGAAGUCUGGCGGGGCGGUGUUUCAGUUCAGGCCCUCGGCCAACAGUGGUAUAUUGCCAGCUUGCAUGGUUAUGCCUCUGAUUGGAAUGGCUGUGAAAGAACGUUGUCAGGACUCUGGCAAUGUGUUCUUUGAGCGUUUUUCCCUUGUGGUCACAGCGACAGGCAUGGCUCUUGCCCUUUUCCUCUCUUUGAUAGCCCUCGGCAUUACCAGACCGGUGCCCACUAACACCUGUGUCAUUUCAGGCAUCGCUAGCAGUGCUGUUCUGUACACCAUAAAGCAAAUCCUGACUGUCUCAGAAGUCAUUGAAGUGCUGGAGGUCCUUCUGAUCUUUGUCUACCUCAGUCUGAUCCUCUUGUACCUGCUACCUCGCUGUUUUACUCCGGGGGAAGCGUUGAUCAUUGUGGGAGGUAUUAGUUUUGUCAUCAACCAGCUCAUCAAACGCUCUUUGAAUGCCUCAGAGGCAAAAGGAGACCCUGUUAACUACUUCCUGUUGGUGGCAGUAGUGGGAUCACUCCUCCUGGGAAUCUUCUUUUCCCUGCUCUUCUGCUUCUUGGAAUCAGAAACCUGGGUUUCUUCGCUCUUUUUUCACAUGAUGACAGCCGUUCUAGGCUUGGGGAUCAUCCUGCCGUGGCUGGCUCUUCUCAUCCACAGACAUCCCAUCAUGUGGUUGCUUGAUUUCAUGCUCCACAGCCAGACCAGGAUCUACUUGUUGGGCUACUGGGUUUUCCUGGCAGCGUUGGCUUCCGUGAUCGUCCUGCACCAGAACUCCAAGAGGUCAUCCAUGUCCAAGAAACACCAGGCAUCCACGCUGGUGAGGAAGUAUUUCCAUUUGAUUGUGGUGGCCACGUACGUCCCUGGCUUGAUCUACGACCGGCAGCUCCUCCACGUGGCCUCAGUGGGUUGUUUGGUGGUUUUCAUGCUCCUGGAGUAUGUCCGAUAUUUCCGUAUCAGACCCACAGGCCAGCUGCUCCGGCAGCUGCUGACUCUCUUUCUGGACGAACGUGACUCUGGCCCCCUGAUCCUCACACACAUCUACCUCCUCCUUGGGGUGUCCCUUCCCAUUUGGCUGUUCCCUGGACCCUGCACCCCCAAAGGGACCCUCCCUGGUGCAGGGGCGCUGGUACCUUACGCAGGGGUACUCGCAGUGGGGGUUGGGGACACUGUGGCUUCUGUUUUCGGUAGCACCCUUGGGGAGAUCCGCUGGCCUGGGACCAAGAAGACCGUGGAGGGAACGGCCACUUCCAUCUUUGCUCAGAUCAUCGCUGUUGCUUUGUUGCUGAUCUUUGACGGCACUGUUAACCUGAACACAAGUUACAGCUGGAUCGUGGGGUCAAUAACACUAGUUUCCUUACUGGAAGCCUACACAUCCCAGAUAGACAACCUGAUGUUACCUCUUUACCUUUUUGUACUACUGAUGAUAUGAACACAGUGUGGAAUGAAAUCCUAUUAGUAAGAAGUCAUGCUAGUACUGUAUCCACUUUCAAGAACUAUGAUUUAUUUAUAAGUAAUGUUUCAAUUAAUUUACCAUCUGGCAGUAUUUUAGGGGCUCAGAACCAUUAUGAAUUUUGUUCCCUGUUGUAAAAUAUAUUUUAAUUAUGAAAUUAUCAACCCUGUGAGUUUUAACUUUUGCCCAGCUUUGAAUACUAGCAAAGGGAUAUAUUUGCAAACUUUACAAGAGGAAGAAAAGCCAAAUUAACACAUUUGAAUUAUUUGUUGAUUUAUUUAUAAAUAAUGUUUACAGAAAUCCUAAAAGGUAAAUAGCGAUUGAUUGUGCAUUUGUUAGUGGUUCUAGCAAAUUAUUAUUAUUAUUAUUAUUAUUAUUAUUAUUAUUAUUAUUAUUAUAAUGUGAUGUUACCACCCAAAGUGGAUACAGUACUUUUAAAAAUGCACUAUUCUUUCAUACUCCUUUUUUGUACACUGCAUAUCUAAAGGAUCAACAAGGAAGACUAGAGGACAAGGACUGCCUGCAGUGUAAUGCCCUGGUUUUACAAUGAGAAUCAUGACAAAACGGUUAAUGUAUAAUUGCUGUGUCUCUCCAUUCAGUGAUAAAUGUGUAACAACCAAGGAUUUCUGAUUUUCAUAUUUGAUUUACCAGACUUUAUUUCCACGUCUUUCUUGCCACUAUAAAUGAACUUCCUGUCGUAGUGCCUAGAUCCCACCUGAGCGGUAUUCUCUGAUGCGCAGAGGAAAUGAUGCAGGGUCAGGUGGGAUCCUAUUUCCUGCACAUGGAAAGUCCCUCCAUUAGAUUUAUAGUGUUGUGCAGGAUAAGUGAAAUUAAACUGUGAGCUGCAGUGAAAACAAAGUCUGGAAAACAAAUAUAUAUAUACAGCUGAAAUGCAAGACAAAGCCUUGGUAAUGAUGCUUUUACUAGGUGUCAUUGGUAUUCGACAAGUGACGUGAUCCCUUUAAUAUUGUGUACGUGUUUCAAUUUUCUCUGGGUAGGCUUCAUUCCCAAGGGGGUCCCAGUACCUGGAAGCCUUUGGCUACUGAAAUAUUAAACAGGUUAUUGGAUUUCUCAGUUUGUUUUCCAUGUUGCUUCCUGAGUUUCUUUUGGCUCUUAUUGUUCACUUCAGAUAAUAACCAACAGAAAGUCAAACGAGUGCAUUAGACAGCAUUUAAAUGCCAGCUAAGCCCAACCGGUGCCACUUGGACGACACGACAACAACAAAUUGAUACUGUAUGUACUGUAGUGGUACUGAGUUUAAGUUCAGCAAUCCUGCCACUAGGUGGUACCACUCUACAAGUCAAACAAUAAACUUGACUGAUCUUUAGAAAUCUGACUGAUCUUUAGAAGUCAGUCAAUUCUUUAAUGCGGUCCUUAAUUUCAAGGGAGAAUGCACACAGCUCUUUCUUUGCAAUGCACAGUAUUGAACGCUGUAAAGAACGCUUGGUUUGUGUGCUGUUCUGUUGCACUGGAUACUAGACUGGCCUGAAUCGGGCAGUUCUAGCAACGUACAUAAUGAAGGAAAUGUAGGUUUCAUCAAAGGGAGUGGAAUAAUGGAUUUUAGAAAAUUCCUGGCAUGUGGUACUAAUUUAAAAUCACAUGUUUUUUGCACUCAGAAUUAUAGCAUUAAGAUGUGAGUAGAUUGCUCCCAAGUGGUGCAUCCAGUAAAUGUACUCUGCACAGAGUGCAUGAUUAUUAUUAGUUUAUUUAGCAGACACCUUUAUCCAAGGCGAUUUACAGACUAGGGUGUGUGAACUAUGCAUCAGCUGCAGAGUCACUUACAGCAACGUCUCACCUGAAAGACAGAGCACAAGGAGUGAUUUGCUCAGGGUCACACAGUGAGUAAGUGAGUGAGAAGGUAUUUGAACUGGUGACCUCCUGGUUACAAGCACGUUUUUUUAACCACUGGACCACACAGCCUGCUGUAGUUCGGCGAUCGCCAGUUCAGAUCCAAGCUAUGCCACUGACAAUGGCCGGGAGUUCCCAGGGGGCGGCGCACAGUUGGCCAAGCACUGUCCGGGCGGGGAGGGUUAGGUCGGUUGGGGAAUCCUUGGCUCUGGUCUGGAGUCAGUGGAUAGACCACAAAUCCACCUCAACUCCUCGGCUAUCCAGGGUAAUUUGCUAGCCUAAAUUAAAGGGAUUUGUAAUUUACAUAAAAGCAGGAAAUCUUGCAUGCAUCUUAUGAAUGCUCCAUCAAAUAAAAUACAGUAGUGUUGGCUGGAUUUCUUGCUAACAGAACUUAGUUUAGCAUGGUACGGUACAGUAUGCGCAGUCAGUUACUGUAUGUUUCAUUAAUUCUUUGUGGUUUAUUUAUAAGAGCUCAACAGUGCUUACUCUUAGAGUUAGUUCAGAUAACUGCUUGGCAACACUAAUGCAUGCCACCACAGCGUGUAAUAAUAUAUCUGUAUAAUGAUUUUUAUAAGGAACAUAUUUCUGCAAGUGUGAUUGUACAGCUUGAUAAAGCUGAUUUUUAUAUCUUUGUUUUCUAUUAUUGUUUUGGUAUGAUGGGGACUGAUUUUUCUAUUCUGGGUUUCAAAAAUAAUUGAUAGCCAAGCAUGAAAUAUCGUAAUCACAAUUGCUUGACAUCAGAGCCCCUAUAGAAAUACAUAUACAGAAGUCAAAGGGGGAAGGAGGAGGUGUAGUGAUAUCAUUUAUUGUAGAUUGGGAGAAUCUCGGCAAGAUUCAUUACAAUUGGACAAGCAGUUCUGCAGAUCUAUGUAAAAACUGUGUGUCAUAAAUACGUCUGCCAGCAGUGAGAAUGAUAUAAUUGGCUAAUCAGAGGCCCCUUUGUAUGAUGGAUUUAUAACAGUCCAUCCCCUUCAGAACAAAAUGGUGCAAACCCUGCACUGGACUAAAUGCUUAGAGUCUGUCCCAGACUUGGUGAUCCUUGAGACCCUAAAACUGUUAAUGCGGCCGGCAGUGGGUUCUAAGGAAACGCUAAAGGUCGAAAAUAAUAAGGAAUUAUCAGACUCUUUGAAACAUGCAAAGACAGUAAGCAAACAUGAUCUUUAUUAAAAGUGUUUGUACAGGACAUUGUGAAAUAACCGUUUGUAUGUUGCAGUUUUAAGUGCCUGUAAUACUUGGGGGAUAAUGUCAUGCAUUGUGGCUCAGGGCGGAUUCAUUGACACUGCUUCUCAUUGGCUUUCGAAUAUGAAUUGUUGUUUUUGUAUAUUUUGCCUUUUUUUGUGAAACCUUGUUCGAGUAACGUGUGUAAUAGGGUACCUGUCACUGGUUUGGCUGUCAUAUUCAGAGUCUGUCAUAACAGAGAUGGAAAUAAGACUCCAAUUACAUAGAAGCCGUUUUAGAAUGUUAGUUGGCUAUGAGCUUGAUACCUGUAUCGCUGCAUUAGUACACAGUCAUGUUUAAAAGUGUACUGUACUAACUUGCUCUCUAAAAGCCAUAGCUGUUUUCUGAGCUGCUGUUGAUAACAGCUGCACUCUUAUUCAGGGUACCUAUUAAUAAAAUCAUGCAGUUUGUCCAGUAGUGAUACCUGCAACCUCCAGCCUGCUCUUGAUAUGAGGUCCAAACCACAUUAUUCCUGCUCAGUAGAGGGACACUGCAGCAGAACUGGUAACAUAAUCUGUAGUGUCUUUCACUGCUGUACAUAUUGCCUGAGCAAUUCUGUUUUCCUCCCUGUGUCGAGGGAGAACCUUGGUGGUGUUUUGUUUCUCCUUUUGUUUUUACUGUAUGCAUUUUCUGAAUGGCAUGUUAAGUAUUUAUACUACUGAACUGAACUUUCUUUUUGCUGCCUCCUCCCCAAAAUGUACAGUGGGUUACGAAUGGAAAAACAAGGGUCUGUGAUGACAAAUAAAUGACAAGAUUUAUACA
Molecule: messenger RNA, 5694 nt
Organism: Acipenser ruthenus (sterlet)
Lineage: Eukaryota; Metazoa; Chordata; Actinopteri; Acipenseriformes; Acipenseridae
Product: dolichol kinase-like
Exons: 2
Coding region: 238-1845 (535 amino acids)
Biological process (GO): dolichyl monophosphate biosynthetic process
Cellular component (GO): endoplasmic reticulum membrane
Molecular function (GO): dolichol kinase activity
Source: RefSeq, a predicted model, not a curated record